AUGACUAAUGAGUGGAUUGUAGAAAUGACGGCCGAAGUUAAAUCCUAUGAUAAAAAUCAUCUUCUGGAAGUUGGGCUUGAAGGAUUUUAUGGGGAAUCGAUGCCCGAAAAGAAACAAUACAAUCCAGGCUACCAAGUUGGGACGGACUUCAUUUCCAAUAAUUGGAUCCCUGGAGUCGAUUUUGCUACAAUUCAUCUCUACCCGGACCAAUGGAUGCCUGGUUCAAAUGAUCAAGCCCAAGCUAAUUUUGUGGAUAGGUGGAUCCAAGCCCAUAUCCUAGACUCCAAAUCAGUGCUUGGGAAACCACUCCUGGUGACUGAGUUCGGCAAGUCUUCGAGGUCAGCUGGGUACAGUGUGGGUGCGAGGGACUCCUAUUUUGGGAACAUAUAUAACACAAUCUACAGUUGUGCAAGAACAAGUGACGGCCCAUGUGCUGGUGAGCUGUUUUGGCAACUCAUGGCCCAAGGAAUGGACAACUUUAGCGAUGGUUAUGAGGUUGUCUUGGAACAGAGCCCUUCAAGUGCUGCAAUCAUUGCUCAACAAUCUCACAGGCUGUCUGCUCUUAGCUAGACUUCAUAAUCUGCCCAGAAAAUAAGGAAAGCAUUAAAUGUAUUUAAUGAUGUCAAAAAUCAGAG
This is a messenger RNA of Ilex paraguariensis (yerba mate), 635 nucleotides long. The record is from the annotation of a GenBank genome assembly. NCBI's taxonomy places the organism in Eukaryota, Viridiplantae, Streptophyta, Magnoliopsida, Aquifoliales, Aquifoliaceae.